CGAGCAGGCAGAGCACACAAACCAUUCCCCCCCAGCUCCUCACUUUUCGCCGUCGCCCUGCCCCCACAGACAUCCGACAGUCUCAUCAGCGUCUCCCCGCUUUAGGGUGGCCAAGGUCACCGGCUCCACCACAGCAAGGCGGCUGUAGCGGCCAUGGAGAGGCUGAACACGAAGCUGUACCUGCAGAACUGCUACAUCAUGAAGGAGAACGAGCGGCUGCGCAAGGCGGCCCUGCUGCUGAACCAGGAGAACCAGGCGCUGCUCUCCGAGCUCAAGCACCGCCUCGCCAAGUCCGCCGCCGGUGGCGGUGGCGGUGGCAGCAACAGCAACGCGGCAGCGGCGAGCCGCGCCUCGCCCAAGCCCGGCGCCGACGCCGACGCCGCUGCGCCGCCGUCUCAUCAUCAGGCCGGCGGCAUGCCUGCCCCCAAGCCCAAGCCCAAGUAGGCUGCGGCUGCGGCUGCAGUCCGUCGCACGGCUGCUGCUGCUGCUGUCGGAUAGUGGUGGCCUUCAUGGUGUUUGUUUUAGCGAUCACUUUAAUUAGCUCCGGAUGUUACUUAGUUUCAGGAAUGUUUGUCUAGUUUUAGUUGAUGGGCACUCAUGUGUGGCAAUGAUCUUGCGAUGAAUGGAUAACUAGCUAGAUGGAUCGAUCGGUCGAUCGUCGGGGGGUAUAGAGAGGUGUGCGUUUCUGAACUCUGAUGAGAGCGGAGCUUCUUCAGUCUUCGAUUCGCAAAUGGUUUGAGGAGAGUGGCUUCCUCUGAAAUUCCUUUGUCAUCCUGCAAUCUCUUGUCGGUACA
Messenger RNA from Zea mays, 794 nucleotides. RefSeq names its product Protein LITTLE ZIPPER 3. The record is from RefSeq and is a predicted model, not a curated record. The transcript has 2 exons. The coding region runs from base 154 to 444 and encodes 96 amino acids. NCBI's taxonomy places the organism in Eukaryota, Viridiplantae, Streptophyta, Magnoliopsida, Poales, Poaceae.